UUGAGUGUUGCACUGCAAAUUCAUUAGUUAACCACUUUCUUCUGUAUGUCCCGUCUCAUCUUUCAAAAUAUAUAAACACAAUUUAAAAUUGUAUUUUCUACCUCAACUCAUAAGCCAUGGCAGGGAACUUCUGGCAGAGCUCGCAUUAUCUGCAGUGGGUCCUGGACAAGCAGGACCUGAUGAAGGAGCGUCAGAAGGACAUCAAGUUCAUGACUGAGGAGGAGUACUGGAAACUGCAGAUCUUCUUUGCCAAUGGUACUCCCUGAAGAGUAUAGACCCAGUGCUCAUGGCUCCUACAUGUGUGUUCCUGGCCUCGAAAGUGGAGGAAUUUGGUGUUGUUUCAAACACUCGUCUGAUCUCUGCAGCUACGUCUGUGUUAAAAACAAGAUUUUCCUAUGCCUUCCCCAAGGAGUUCCCUUACAGAAUGAACCAUAUAUUAGAAUGUGAGUUCUACCUACUAGAGCUCAUGGACUGCUGUUUGAUAGUAUACCACCCCUACAGACCUCUGCUGCAGUAUGUGCAGGACAUGGGGCAGGAGGACAUGCUACUGCCACUGGCCUGGAGAAUAGUGAAUGACACGUAUAGGACAGACCUCUGUUUACUCUACCCUCCCUUCAUGAUUGCACUAGCCUGUCUGCAUGUUGCCUGUGUGGUGCAGCAGAAAGACGCCAGGCAGUGGUUCGCUGAGCUCUCUGUCGACAUGGAGAAGAUCCUGGAGAUCAUCCGAGUCAUCCUGAAGCUGUACGACCAGUGGAAGAACUUUGACGACAGGAAGGAGAUGGCUGCAGUGCUCAACAAGAUGCCUAAACCCAAGCCGCCUCCCAACAGUGAGAAUGACCAAAGCUCCAAUGGGAACCAGAACAACUCCUACAGCCAGUCAUAGGCAAUGGGAUGUCCACCUCGGCUCAUGUAUGAUAACUCAUCAGAGAGAUGGCACAGGAAUGCUGGCAUCAGCCAAUCGGUUGCAGCAGUCCUGUGUUUCCAUCCCUGAACAGUUAAAGGGCGCGUUCCUGUGCCCAGGCGUUGCUAACACAUGGCAGAUCUUACAACACCUGGAUAGUUAUUUUACGUAUCAGCUAACCACAUAUGUUAUAGCAAUAUAGUGCCCGACAGCGCAGUUGAUGACUUCGCUCGCAACCAUUGGUUGAUGCAUUCAACGUCUGAGCAGGAGAACCUUAUGGAACUAAACCAAACUGCGAGAAACAGGAGGAUGUAAGGAGGGAGGGGGGGGACUAUGAGUUGUGAUGAUCCUGACUUCCUUGAACACUCUCGGGGAACAAUCAUAAUAUGGAGCUCCGUGGGACCAGAGAAAACUUGAUCAUUAGUGAUUUUGUGAGUGCGUGAGUGGCCCAUUUGGCAGUGUCUUCAUUCCUCAGGGAGAAUAGUAGUCCUUUUAACUGGUAUCGCUAAGAUGAUUGGACCCUGUACUGUUUCAGAUGCGAUCUGAAAGGAUGUGCGGAUGUUUGAUUGUGUGACCCGAUUGGAUGUCCUUUUAUCUAAGGUCUACAUUGAUUGGUUACAGAGCUUAGCAGGUGAAGUCAUGGGGGAGAAUGUAUUUUCCGGGGUAUACCCGCUAGAUUCAAAUGUCUUCAUUACCUGUUAUAUCUCUAGCCUUUGUAAAUAGCUUUACUCUUGUCUUUUAUUUGAUUUAGCAAAUUUGCUUGGGUAGAAAUCAUGAAACGUAUUAGCUGUCUGCUUCAAGUAAAAGUGCUCAAAUGUGUUUACUAUCAUGAUAUAAUUAGCCUGCAACAAAAAAAUGUGAAUUUUUAUGUUUCCUUAUUCUGCUUUUUUUCGAUGGAGAAUAUUGUUACGAUCACAUUUUUGGUGGGGAAAGGAGGUGGAUUUUUAGCUGUGUGUUCUUGAUUGCAUAUUGAAUCAGUCCUACCCAAGCCAGGGUCCAAUGUUGUUUUCUGUCUGCAUUUGCCAUGUAUUUAAUCAAAUUGAAGUGUCACAAUACCAUUGUGUGCAUAUUUACUUGUAGAUAUUGAUAUAUUUUCUGUGGCGUAAUACAGUGGGAGUGAUGUGUGUGUGUGUGUGUGUGUGUGUGUGUGUGACAUUGAGUUUCUCUUGGGUUCUGUGAUGUGUUUGUGUGUGUCCAGAACCGGGUGCUUGAAUGCCUUACAAAAUAAAGCUGUUUGUCAAGGUAA
Molecule: messenger RNA, 2147 nt
Organism: Coregonus clupeaformis (lake whitefish)
Lineage: Eukaryota; Metazoa; Chordata; Actinopteri; Salmoniformes; Salmonidae
Product: cyclin-C
Exons: 11
Coding region: 287-883 (198 amino acids)
Biological process (GO): positive regulation of transcription by RNA polymerase II
Cellular component (GO): nucleus; mediator complex
Molecular function (GO): cyclin-dependent protein serine/threonine kinase regulator activity
Source: RefSeq, a predicted model, not a curated record